AUGGACGCAUUUGUCGCGCAUCUAGUACAUAAUGGCGAGCAGACGAGCGGCACGGACCAGCAGCUGCUGGCAGGAGCUAUAAGUCUAGAAACGGCACAGCAGCUAGCCAAGACCCUGUCGUCGCGGUUGGAUUCGGGCAAAGAGAAAAUUCGUGCGCAUUUGCACCAAAAUUACGACACAUACCUGAAGACAGUCACUGAAGCUAGUGAGACGCAAGCAAAGGUCUCUGAGCUGCUCUGCGGCAUCGAUGAGCUGGAACUAAGCUUUGGCGACGAGGAAACUGGAAUCCGUACGCGCCUGCUCGGGGCCAUCGACAAGCAGACACGGGCUGAGCAGCAGCUCAACGAGAACCAGACAGUGCUGGAGUGCCUGCGCGCAUUGGCAAGCAUCAAUGGGCAUGUACACAUACUGGACUCGCUGAUAAAAAGCAACGACUAUCUGGAGGCAGCCCGGGUAAUUAAGGAGAUUGGACAUAUGCUGGACGAGACAGAGGCCAUAGAAGGGACAAGGAUCAAGAAUGCGCUGUUGGAGAGGGUGGAGCUAGCGCAGCUUAAUGUCAGAGAAAAUGCGUUUAAGGCUGCACGCAAACUGUUGGAGAUCAGCGUCGACAAAGAAAGUGCUGCGAUUCGGGUCUCUGGAAUCGACGGACGGGAACCCGGAGACCUAGUGAAGGGUUUGUUUGGUGCUUUGGAGAUAUUAGAUGCAGCUAGCGAGCUGCGUGAAGCUAUCGGAGAACACUUUAUCAAGUCAUUUGUGCGGCCAGUUCUUUCGGUGCAGUCGGCAUCGGUAGCAGACAGCAGCCACAGCGAGCUGCCAGAAGCAGCCUUUGUCGCUGACCUCGAUGACACAGGCAAAAAGAGUUCGACAGCAGCGGAGCUCUGUGGUGUAGUGACCGGAGCGAUAUCUUUCAUCAACAAGGCAUUCGGGGUCGACAGUAACCUGGCACUGUGGGACAACCAGUGCGGCAUCGAUAUCUGCAGCCUUGUGAUUGAGCGGUGCUUCCUCAAUACCAUUCCUACCAAGCGGUGUGACUUGGCACAGUUCAGCACUGUCACCGACUCGUUGGUAGGAUCUGAGAAGCAGCUUGCUGAGCUGAGACUGCUGGGUGACGAAAGCCGCCCGAUAUCUUUGGCAGUGGGCCGGCUUGAUGAGAUAUAUGCAACUCGGCGCUGCGGCGCGGCGCUAGAGCUGGCACGGACUCUGGCAGAGAGUUCCAAAUUCGCCAUCCACGAGCUGAGCCAGCACGAGAUUUGGUCUGCAGACUUUGUCCAGGCGCUAGUCGAUGAUUCUGACUGCGAAGUUGCACCGCGGCUUGCUGAUGCGGCAGGCAAGAUUGGCUCUGGGCAUGUGUUCCCAAAGUGCACAAUCUCUCAGACCAUGAGCCAGCUGGUUGCAGAGGCCUACAGGCUUGUGAACGAGGCAGCCCAGACCCGGCCAAUGGCUGACGCAGCUGUAGUGCAGUACUGUUUGGCAGCCUGCAACCUAUUCGAUCUGUAUCGCCUGCUCUACCCUGUCCUUCAUCGGGCUGAGCUAUCGAAGAUCCCCUCAUUGGCGUGGCAGUUUUUCAGCGACUGCAUGUACGCGUCGCACCACGCGCGGAUCCUACAGCGCUUUACAAAAGAGCUGUUCGGUGAUAGUGUCGGUGAUGUGCUGCCGCUGUGGCAGACUACGUCCACCCUGUACUUUGACGUCGGCAACGCGCAGAUUUCGGCGCUAGUGCAGCGUGAGACAAAGGAGAUCCGGUCGAUGGUGGAUGCCAACAAAGACGGGUUCUUGAAUGCCUCGGAUGAGCUGCAGAAAGGAAAACUCGAGAGAAUGGCUAAGCAGGUCAGGCUAGUCGUCACACAGCUUGCCAAGGGCAUGCGGCCGCCAGUGACCACGCCUCACAUAUUCUACAGCACACUUGGCCGUUUUGUUGAUGCUGCUUUUGGCGAGAUUAUCGACAACAUUGUCGAUAUUCGUGAUAUCGGAGUCGACGACUCGCAGGUGCUCAGCGACCAUUGCCGCACAAUCUAUGCUCUGACAGGCCUGUUCCAGCUUGAUUCCACGGUCCUGAGCCAGUAUGCCGACAUUGCUAAAUCCGAGGCGCCAGCAGAGCAUGACGAGCUGCUUGAUUCUGACGAUGAGGCGGACGAUCCGGUGGACGGCAGCUCGAGCAGCGCCAAGAUUGCGCUAGAGCACUGCAUGCUGGGCAACAAACUGCUGCAGCUAGCAGAUAUUCUGCUUAUCUCGCGCGCUGACAUUCUCGCGCGGCGGCGAGCCGGGCUGCUGGCGCAGUUCGCCGUUGACGACCUGGUGAAUCUGAUCCGCGCCCUGUUUUCGGAAACGCCCGAGCGCGCCCAGGAUAUCGAGGCCAUCAGGAACAUGUAG
Messenger RNA from Linderina pennispora, 2370 nucleotides. RefSeq lists its product as uncharacterized. Gene Ontology annotation, biological process: endoplasmic reticulum to Golgi vesicle-mediated transport; mitotic cell cycle; mitotic spindle assembly checkpoint signaling. Gene Ontology annotation, cellular component: nucleus; chromosome, centromeric region; RZZ complex. The record is from RefSeq and is a predicted model, not a curated record. NCBI's taxonomy places the organism in Eukaryota, Fungi, Kickxellomycota, Kickxellomycetes, Kickxellales, Kickxellaceae. The coding region runs from base 1 to 2370 and encodes 789 amino acids. The transcript has a single exon.